UGGCGCCGAGCGGUUCCGGCUGACUGGACGGGGCGGGCGUCCCGGGCAGCCUAGCGUGGUACCUCCCGCCCCGCGCGCCCAGCCGGCGAGGGACAUUGGACCCGGGUCGGGGGUCGCGGCGACUCCAGCGAGAGCCGUGGGUACUGCCACCUGCUCACCCACCCUCCCUAGCCUCAGAGCACAGUCCGUGCUGGUGGGAGCGUGGCGACUGGCUGCGCAGCAACGGUCCAGGAAGAUGAGUGCCUGUGGGAGGAAAGCCCUGACCCUGCUGAGCAGCGUCUUUGCUGUCUGUGGCUUGGGCCUCCUGGGUAUCGCAGUCAGCACCGACUACUGGCUGUACCUGGAGGAGGGUGUGAUUGUGCCCCAGAACCAGAGCACCGAGAUCAAGAUGUCCCUGCACUCAGGACUCUGGCGGGUCUGCUUCCUUGCAGGUGAGGAGCGGGGGCGUUGCUUCACCAUAGAAUAUGUGAUGCCCAUGAACACCCAGCUGACAUCCGAGUCCACGGUCAAUGUUCUAAAGAUGAUCCGCUCAGCCACACCAUUCCCUCUGGUCAGCCUCUUCUUCAUGUUCAUUGGGUUUAUCCUGAACAACAUUGGACACAUCCGUCCCCACCGGACGAUACUGGCCUUUGUCUCUGGCAUCUUCUUUAUCCUCUCAGGCCUCUCUCUCGUGGUGGGCCUGGUGCUCUACAUCUCCAGCAUCAACGAUGAGAUGCUCAACAGGACCAAGGAUGCAGAGACCUACUUCAACUACAAGUAUGGGUGGUCGUUUGCCUUCGCUGCCAUCUCCUUCCUUUUAACAGAGAGUGCCGGGGUGAUGUCUGUGUACCUGUUCAUGAAGCGGUACACCGCAGAGGACAUGUACAGGCCCCACCCUGGCUUCUACCGCCCUCGGCUGAGCAACUGCUCCGAUUACUCAGGCCAGUUCCUACAUCCAGACGCCUGGGUCAGGGGCCGCAGCCCCUCCGACAUCUCCAGCGAGGCCUCCCUGCAGAUGAACAGCAACUACCCCGCCUUGCUCAAGUGCCCCGACUAUGACCAGAUGUCCUCUUCGCCCUGCUGAGCCUCGGUUGCCCCCAUCCCUGGACUGUGGGUGGCCAGACAACCCUUCCUGUUCUCUCCAGGUGACCCCUGAGCCCCAAGCCUGUGGUUGACAGGCCUGGGCCACCCACGCUUAGCUGUUGUCACUUGACCCCAGUCCUCUCCCUGCUUCUCCAGAAGGGCUCUAACUGCCCCAGCAUGGGUAUGGGAGUCUGGAGUCUGCAGGCAAGUUGAUUGUCUGGGAACAUGGGAGAAGCCCCGCCCAUGUGAGUGCCAAUCACAGCAGUGGCUCCAGGAAGCCAGCAGCUCCCCCCAAGCCCAGGAUGUUCCCUUUGUAUAUUCUUGCUGCACCCCCAACUUCAUGGCACUAGGCCAGGGCCAGCUCUGAGAUGCCAAGCUCCUUACACAGAUGCAGCUGGACUCGUGCACUUGCCAACUGGCUUGGCCAUUCACAUUCAAGAUCUACACCAUCUGGCCGAAAGGUGACUCUGAUAUAGAGGUCUGGCUGACUUAGACAUGUCAAGCUGUCAGUGUUCCUUCUGAACUCCUUUCUCCUUUUUUGUCACCCACCUCCCUCCACGUGACACAACUGUCUGUGCUCUUCCCUCCCUGACACAGGCUGUGAACCUUUUCUCCUUUCCUCACACCAGAACUCAGCUGCCCUGGGCCCUGGCCCUAAGGGACUAAGGGUGGCUCUGAGGCCACACUGAUGAAGUCACAAAGAGGUGUUAAUGGCUGAAGACAUCGUAAUAUGUAUGGCCCUUUGAUAACAUAUUUUAUAGGAGACUUUUACGCCUUAACCCAAAUAACUGAUUCUGACAAUGAGAAUUU
Messenger RNA from Pongo pygmaeus (Bornean orangutan), 1872 nucleotides. It is a transcript of the gene CACNG5, whose product is annotated as calcium voltage-gated channel auxiliary subunit gamma 5. Gene Ontology annotation, molecular function: voltage-gated calcium channel activity; channel regulator activity. Gene Ontology annotation, biological process: positive regulation of synaptic transmission, glutamatergic; calcium ion transport; transmission of nerve impulse. Gene Ontology annotation, cellular component: AMPA glutamate receptor complex; postsynaptic density membrane. Lineage: Eukaryota; Metazoa; Chordata; Mammalia; Primates; Hominidae. The transcript is spliced from 6 exons. Bases 236 to 1063 code for a protein of 275 amino acids. The record is from RefSeq and is a predicted model, not a curated record.